Molecule: messenger RNA, 4103 nt
Organism: Bubalus bubalis (water buffalo)
Lineage: Eukaryota; Metazoa; Chordata; Mammalia; Artiodactyla; Bovidae
Gene: NTF4
Product: neurotrophin 4
Exons: 3
Coding region: 1688-2320 (210 amino acids)
Biological process (GO): negative regulation of neuron apoptotic process; nerve growth factor signaling pathway; cell surface receptor protein tyrosine kinase signaling pathway
Cellular component (GO): extracellular region
Molecular function (GO): nerve growth factor receptor binding; growth factor activity
Source: RefSeq, a predicted model, not a curated record
GGGGACAGGGACCCAGACAGAGGGAGAUAGAGACCCAGAGAGAGGAAGAGAUGGAAACUUUCCCAUCUGCAAACUCACCCCUACUACCCCAUCGGAGAAUGGAAGUUCCAUAGACUUCUUCUGGUAGGGGGUGGGGCAGGUAGGGUACUCAGGGAUGGGGGAAACCUGGAGAGGUCUGGGAAGUAACUCCAAUGGACACUCCCGUGGACAGGGCCCCUCCCCCAUCCCAAUAAACAACCGCAGCCACCUUCUACGUUGCCUUGGCCCAGGAUGGGGAGCAGUGAGGGGAACACCCUAAUCCGGGGACACCCUUCCUGCCACCUUGCCAUGCUAUAUUUAGGCUGAGGGAGGGGUAUGGGAUGACCCCUGCCCCCCCCCACCCACCAAAGCGGGUGUCAGUUUUCCUUCUGAAAAUAGCUCCAGGGGAGGGGUGAAGCAGUUAAGUCUGUCCCAGGGACUCUCAGCUCCUGUCUGAGUCUCCAUCUGUCUUAAGGUCUCUCUUUCUCUGGGCUUCUCUCCCCUUCCUCAGUGUGUCUGUCCCCUCUCUCGGUCUGUGCCUUCUCUCUCUCUGAGUGUGUGUCUCCCUCUUUCUCUAGGAGUCUGUCCCCUUUUCUUCUCCCCAUCUCCCUUCAUCUGUCACUAUUCACUUUCUUUCUCCAGGCAGGUCAUUCUGCUCCCAAACCAUAUCUUUGUCUGUCUCCAAGCCCUAGAAUACCUUGAAUUUCUCUUAUCUGAAACUCAGGACAAGACCCUCUCCCCAGUCCCCACCCAGGAAAUUCCAGCAGAGAGGACUUAUGUGGGAGAGACCCCCGCAUCUACCGUCUCCCCGGGCCUCGGGGCCUUAUCACUCCCCGAACCCAGCUGGUUAAUGUCUGGCCUGGAGCUCCUGGGAGAAAUGGAGAUGAGAGCAGAGGGUGGGAAUCUGCCCGGGGAUUGACACUAAACUGGCAAGAGAACGCAAAGGAAUCUCAGGCCCAGACUCCUGGGUCUGCGGAGGAGGGGGUUUGGGGUCUGGACUCCUGGGUCUGAAGGAGAAGGGGACGUGGGGUCUGGACUCUUGGGUUUGAGGGAGGAGGGGACUUGGGGGUCUGGACUUCUGGGUCUGCGGGAGGAGGGGGCUGGAGCUGAGGAAGAAGGGGGGGGGGUCCUAAGGAGGAGGAAGCUGGGGGCCCAGACUCCCGGCGUCUGCGGGAGGAGGGGCUGGGGGUCUGGACUCCCGUGUCCGCGGGGAGGAGGGGGCUGCGGACCCGGACUCCCGAGUUUGAAGGGAGGGAGGUGGAGGCUGGCGCCUGGCCUCCUGGGACUGAGGCGGGCUGAGGGCUGAGCGAGCCAGGCCGGGCUUCCGAGGUCUCGGCACGCGUGUGGAAGGCGGGAUCCCCCGGCCCCUCCUCCGCCGUCGGGCGCCGCCCCGCCCCCGCCCCCGACCCGCGCCCUCCGGAGCGUGUGCAGCGAGGAGCCGGCGGGCGAACAGGCGUCCCUACAGCCAGCGAGCAGGAGGAGGAGCCGCCGCCGCGCCGGAGACUGCCGGAGGAGCCGAGGAGGGCGCCCCAGGUGGUUGCCCCCUCCCUCUCCUGAGAUGUCAGGAAGGAGGGGGUCACCUGUGUCCCCAGCAGGGGCCCCCCGGAGCCUGGGGGCCCCCAGCCCUGGAGCUCGGAGGUGGAGGAGGUGCUGACAGGUGCUCAGCGAGAUGCUCCCGCACCCCUCAGGCUCCCUCCCCAUCCUCCUGCUUUUCCUCCUCCCCAGUGUCCCGAUGGAGCCCCACCCCCCACCCUCACCCCUGCCCCCAUUUCCAGCCCCUGAGUGGGACCUCUUGUCCCCCCGGGUGGCCCUGUCCAGGGGUACCCCCACGGGGCCCCCUCUGCUCUUUCUGCUGGAGUCUGGGGCCUUUGGGGAGCCAGCCGGCAGGCCAGCUAACCGCAGUCGGCGAGGGGUGAGCGAGACAGCACCAGCCAGUCGCCGUGGAGAGCUGGCCGUGUGUGAUGCAGUCAGCGGCUGGGUGACAGACCGCCGGACUGCUGUGGACCUGCGUGGGCGCGAGGUGGAGGUGCUGGGCGAGGUGCCUGCAGCUGGUGGCAGUCCCCUGCGCCAGUACUUCUUUGAAACCCGCUGCAAGGCUGCCAGUGCUGGGGAAGGUGGCCCUGGUGGGGGUGGAGGAGGCUGCCGGGGUGUGGACCGGAGGCACUGGGUGUCUGAGUGUAAGGCCAAGCAGUCCUAUGUGCGGGCAUUGACCACUGAUGCCCAGGGCCGUGUGGGCUGGCGAUGGAUUCGAAUUGACACUGCCUGUGUCUGCACGCUCCUCAGCCGGACUGGCCGGGCCUGAGACCCAGGCCCAGGAACUGAGCAGGUAGAGGAAGAAGGAACUGGAUGCUGGAAGACCUCAAGAGUAGCCUGGCUGCUCUAGGCCUCAGUCUGGGAACUUGUAAAAUGGUCGCACAAAAUCACAGUGCUCUGGUUUUGAGAGCUCAUUCUGGGAAAGACAGAUGAUGAAACCAAAUGGGGUUUUGAAGGAUGAAUAGGAGUUCUCCUGGAUGAACUUGAGGGUAAAAAUGAUGAUGAUGAUGAUGAUGAUAGCCAAUAUUUUCUGAGUGCCUACUGUUUAUGAACGCUAAUACAACUUGUCAGAUCAACUCUGGUGGAUUUGACCAUUGGAGUUCCUCAGCUUCUAAGCUGCUGACCAUGUGAUCUCAAAGGACAUCACCUUGCUCAUCCUGAAGAGAGUGACAAGGAGGGGAUACUUGGGGGGGAUUAUAAAACUGUGGGGGGGGAUUAUAAAAACUGGAACACGUAGGCAAGUAGUUGGGAGCUGGGGUUCAAAUAAGAAACCUUAUUUGGUCAGAUGGGGCAAAUGCUUAGAAUGCUCUGUUUUGAGGUAGUGAGCUACCUACGACAGGAGUACAAACAAGGUUGAAUGACCAGAGGUCAAGAUGGUUAAGAUUUUGGCCUUGGUGGGGAGUUGGAGUCAGGUUUCCAUCCCCUUCCCUGUCCCAGGCUUUGCAAUAUACUCAGAAAGAAAUAGACCUUAUCAUUGUCCAGCUUGAGUAGGACAUGAGGUUUUAACCAAUUGGCCUGCCCUUGGCUGAGAUCAAGGGAGAGUUGGACACUGAUCAGUCUAGAAUGAGCCAGGAUAAUCCAAUAGGAUAAGUGGCCCCAGAAGCCUGAAUGAGGGGGGGGUCUGUGGAAUCCUGGGGCAGCUGCAGAAGGCAGCCUCAGUUUUCCCUGUCUGAAGAAUGGGUUGGUGGGAAAAGAAUGGGGACUGAGGAGGCAGAGGCUUUGAUCAAAAGGGUUUUAAAGUGAGGAACUGACAAGAGAACUCAGAGGUAGACCCCACACCCUCAGAACACCCAUUCAUAUGUUACCACUCCGUAGGCACACAUAUGUGCACACUCGCACACAUGCACACACACAUUUUUGCCUUUGUUUCUACAUCUUGUGUUCUAGGUCUGUGGUUCCUGCUCUCUUCUGCCACCUCCUUUGCUGUUGCUGUCUAAAUUCUUGUCCCAUAAUCUCUGGGUCACUAGCUCUCUUUCUGUCCCUGCUUCUCACUCGCUGUUUCUCACUCAUUCUUGUAUGUAUUUUUCUCAUUCAUCAAAACUCUUUCCACAUCCCCCUCUUUAUUGCUAAGUAUUUCCCUCUGGGUCCCUUCCUCUUCUCCCACCCCCAUACCCAGGUGGAAGUUUUCAACCAAAUCAAAGGCAGGCAGGACAGACGAAGCCGAAGCUGAUGCUGACUCCUUCAGCACACACAGGGAGGGAGGGCGAGCCCCGGGGAAGUCUGGAAAUCGUUACCCACCCCCUCACCCCCAUCCCCCCUCUGCCGUUAGAGGUGGGCUGUCCUGGCAGAAGGAGGAGGUAGCUAAGAAGGCUGGGACCUUAUGGGGAAGCGGGGGGGGGGGGGGUGUUUUUCGUGGAUUCCCUGAUGUGCUGGGUGACUCUGUCCUCCUUCCACUCUGUCUCUCUAUUUCUGGGUCUCUGACACGCCCCCAGGUCCCAGCCCCUCGCUCUCUGCAGCCGGGUCUCUGGAUCUCAGACUCUAAACUCUGAAUUUCUAUUCCCCUCCCUCCCCCCGCCUCUUACCCUCCUCUCCCUCUGGGUCUCCCCCCACCA